Molecule: messenger RNA, 300 nt
Organism: Trypanosoma conorhini
Lineage: Eukaryota; Euglenozoa; Kinetoplastea; Trypanosomatida; Trypanosomatidae
Exons: 1
Source: RefSeq, a predicted model, not a curated record
AUGGGGGCGGAUGCUCCCGGAUCGACGCAUUCCCCAGCGGACCCGACCGCCACCUGCACGCCGGAGGAGGCCUCCUUGCUGCCUCGACAGGCCUCCGCGGCGCGCGAGAGGACUCCCCUUCCGCCACUCGCUUCCUCGCCUCCACUGCCGAUGUCCCCUCCCAGCCUGGACAUUACCCGGCUGACGGCGGGCAUUGCACGCAAGCUCCGGGAGGAAUUGCUGGAGCAGAUGGUGCGGGAAUUUAAUACCCGCUUCCUGCAAUUGCAGACUGAACUGACGGCCCAUUUGGCCACGUUUGAC